Botrytis porri is the source of this 1488-nucleotide messenger RNA. RefSeq lists its product as uncharacterized. The transcript has a single exon. Bases 1 to 1488 code for a protein of 495 amino acids. Lineage: Eukaryota; Fungi; Ascomycota; Leotiomycetes; Helotiales; Sclerotiniaceae. The record is from RefSeq and is a predicted model, not a curated record.
AUGUUUUCCCAUAUGGUAAUCUACAGUCUCUUCAGCUACGCAGUAGUUAUAAAUGCGUACACGACAUUCGAUACAACGUGUGCAAUUCCAGCAAAAUCAACCAACUAUAUCUCACCGCCCACCAGUCGAGGAACUCUGAAUAUCCUCUGGACAUCUCUAUUCACAAUCAUCAUCUUUACAUGGGCAAUUCAGCAUCUCAACGUACCCCAACAACGAGCCAAUCGAGAUUCAGGUUUGAAAGAUGAUGUAAAAUGGAGAAUCGGACGCUUCGCAACGAGUCUCAAAUGGAUGAUAGCAACUUUCCUCGCUCCAGAGAUCCUGCUUGCCAAAGCUUGGAGCGAUCUCGAUGUUGCACGGAAACAGCUUGAAAAAUUCAAAGCUUGGGCUGCUGAUGAUGAUGUCGAGUGGACAUUAACUCAUACUUUGUUUGCAAACAUGGGGGGUUUUGUAAUUCGAAGCGAUCCACCAUCAAGUGAGAAUAAUGAUAUCGAGGCCAAGCCUAGCGUUGCCCUUGACAUUCUCGCGGGUCAGACACCACACCCACCUUCGACCGAGGUUUCUACCCCAUUAAUGGAAUCAUCUACCGGAUGCGUGUCUUCAGAUGCCAACGACGCCUCAAUCCGAGUUAAUGUUUCGGAUCCAGGUGCUGCGACUACUACCCCUAUCGAUUAUCCCAAUCCAUACCAUCUAACCGCCAAACAAAUCCUCUCACUUCGACGAUGCGAGCACAUCCGACUUCCCAACAUCACCCUCGAAGAAAUCAACGACAAAAGCAAAAACGACACUUUCAUACGUAUCGUCGCAACCACCCAAUUCCUCUGGAUCGUCGCCCAGCUCAUCGUACGAGCAACAAAAGGUCUAGCAAUCGCACAGCUCGAACUCGCCGCCAUCGCCUUCGCCACCUGCGCCUUCCUCAUCUACAUCCUCAACUGGAGCAAGCCCAAAGCCGUCUCAACACCCUUUACAAUCCUCUCCUACGAAGGACCCAUUCCCACCCCCCUCCUCGAAUUCAUGAACAAAGAUCUCGAUCGUUCAUCUAUACUUGACAUAAUCCUCAACACCCCCUCUAGAUCCCUCACAUCCGGCAUCCCCAUCCCAAACGAUACCAUCUAUCCCUCGUCCGACGAAGAAGAAGCCUGGCUCAUCGGCUUCGAAUUCGGCAGUAUAGUCUUUGGGUGCAUCCACGUCGCAGCAUGGAACUUCACCUUCCCCACCCAUAUCGAACAGAUUCUCUGGUGGUCCACCAGUAUCUGGUGUACGGUAUUCGUACUCAUCUACACCCUGAUUCCCUACUGCGCCAUGAUAUGCUGCGGCGAUAUCCGAAAAAUCGCGAAGCCGAGAAAAUUAGCCUGGGGUGCGGCUCCCUUGUUCUUUAUAUAUGCAUUGGCGAGGUGUUUUUUGAUGGUGGAAAUUUUUAGGAGUUUGUGUUUUUUACCCCCCGAUGCCUUUAUUGCGACGACGAUGGAGAAUUUUCCGUAUUUUGGUUGA